AUGGAUCAGUAUGUUGUCCAAGAAUCAUCUCCACCUAAUGCACCAUCAGCCUUCGGGGAAUGGUCGACUGGUCUAUGCAACUGUGUUUCUGAUGUUUCAAAUUGUUGUGUAACAUUUUGGUGUUGCAAAACAAUUGGUCAGAUUGCUGAGAUUAUAGAUAAAGGAUCGACUUCUUGUAAAGCAAGUGCAGCAAUUUACACUCUUGUAGCCUUGGUUACGGGGUGUACAUGCAUAUACUCUCGCUUUUAUCGUUCUAGGAUGGGAAAGCAAUACAUGCUGUCAGGGGAUCCGUGUGCGGAUUGUUUAGUUCAUUUUUGUUGCGAAAAUUGUGCAUUGUGCCAAGAGUAUCGGGAGCUCAAAAACCGGGGAUUUGACAUGUCCCUUGGAUGGCAUGGAAAUGUGGGGAAACAGAAUCCUGCAACAAUAAUGGCACCAGGCGUUGAUGAAGGAAUGAGUAGAUAA
Olea europaea var. sylvestris is the source of this 462-nucleotide messenger RNA. Its product is annotated as protein PLANT CADMIUM RESISTANCE 2-like. Lineage: Eukaryota; Viridiplantae; Streptophyta; Magnoliopsida; Lamiales; Oleaceae. The record is from RefSeq and is a predicted model, not a curated record. The coding region runs from base 1 to 462 and encodes 153 amino acids. The transcript has 5 exons.